AUGCCCACGACCCCUAAAGAAUUUGCCCUCUUCGCGAGUUGUAACUUCCGACUGUUCAUUGAGAUUGUUGGGGCUCUCGUGAUUAGGUGGGCGGUAGGGGAGGUUUGGAGCAAGGUGAAAAGGAGUCUCGCUGCGGUGGAAGGCUGUGGAACCGGUGGAGAUCACGCCGGGAGUCUCCUGCGAGUGGAAGGCAUGGAAUCAAUAGACACCGGUGCACUUUCACUUGGAAGUCGUGGCACCGGUGGAGACAUGCUUAGUGGCGAGUCCUUAGCAAAUAUAGAUUGUCUUAACGAUUUGCCAACAUGA
Molecule: messenger RNA, 306 nt
Organism: Dovyalis caffra
Lineage: Eukaryota; Viridiplantae; Streptophyta; Magnoliopsida; Malpighiales; Salicaceae
Source: the annotation of a GenBank genome assembly